Molecule: messenger RNA, 600 nt
Organism: Elephantulus edwardii (Cape elephant shrew)
Lineage: Eukaryota; Metazoa; Chordata; Mammalia; Macroscelidea; Macroscelididae
Product: protein MAK16 homolog
Exons: 2
Coding region: 1-600 (199 amino acids)
Biological process (GO): maturation of LSU-rRNA; maturation of 5.8S rRNA
Cellular component (GO): preribosome, large subunit precursor; nucleolus
Source: RefSeq, a predicted model, not a curated record
AUGCAGUCAGAUGAUGUUAUCUGGGAUACACUAGGAAACAAACAAUUUUGUUCCUUCAAAAUAAGAAUGAAGAAUCAGGGCUUUUGUAGAAAUGAAUACAACUUGACUGGACUGUGUAAUCAGUCAUCCUGUCCCUUGGCAAACAGUCAGUAUGCCACUAUCAAAGAGGAGAAAGGACAGUUCUUCCUGUAUAUGAAGGUCAUAGAACAAACAGCUUUCCCAAGACGUCUCUGGGAAAGGGUCGGGUUCAGUAAACACUAUGAGAAAGCAUUGGAGCAAAUAGAUAAAAAUCUGAUUUACUGGCCACGUUUUAUUCUACACAAAUGCAGGCAGAGAUUCACCAAGCUCACUCAGUAUCUAAUUCGAAUACAAAAACUUACACUAAAGCGACAGAAGAAACUUGUUCCUUUGAGUAAGAAGGUAGAAAGGAGGGAAAAAAGAAGAGAGCAAAAGGCAUUAAUAUCUGCUCAGUUGGACAAUGCCAUUGAAAAGGAAUUACUGGAAAGACUGUGGGCUUGCAUAGAUGGUGAAGUAGCCUACUUCCUACAUGACAUUGCCGUGGUAGAAGUUUUUAUGUCUGAAGCAAUAGCUGUUUCUUGA